AUCUCUCCCUCUCUCUCUCUGAAUUUGAAGUGUCGAUGGAUUGAAACGAUAAAGGAGAUUACCGUCAAAGACGAUUGAAUCAGUUGAGAAAUCGACAAAUGCAAUUACAAUGACAUCAUUUUUCCCGCCAGAAACGGUUGAAUCAGUUAAAGGAGAACUAGGCAAAUCGGAUUUCACGCCGAGAAAACUGGUUUUCACGGAGUUCGGCUUGUCUCCGGUCGUCAGUGCCUCUCCGCUGCAUACGUCGCCUCAAGAGAGGCUCCUCUUGCAAACCAAGCUACAUGUGCUUCCGCGUUCUCCAUUAUCGUUUAAGAAGUCAGAGUCUCCUAGAAUAUCUCUGCCACAGGCUCGAACCAAAAUAAUUAAUGGCACUCCAAAGAGUCAUAGGCAGUGUCAUUGCAAGCAAUCAAAAUGCUUAAAGUUGUACUGCGAGUGCUUUGCUUCUGGAUCAUAUUGUGAUGAAUGCAGUUGUGCUAAUUGUCAUAAUAAUGUGGAGAAUGAGGAUGUGAGGAGAGAAGCUGCUGAAUGCAUCCUAGAACGUAAUCCAAAUGCUUUCAAACCAAAAAUAAUUGGCAGUCCGUGUACUCCUCCAGGCGAUGGGGAUGCGGCAAAAGAUGUUUUGGUAAUGGCUAAACACAUCAAGGGAUGCCACUGUAAAAGAACUGGUUGCCUCAAAAAGUAUUGUGAGUGCUUUCAAGCAAACAUUCUCUGCUCUGAAAAUUGCAAAUGUGUCAGCUGCAAAAAUUUGGAAAGAAGUGAGCUAGGAAUGGUUGUUACCUCGGAAAAUCAUUGUAAGACCAAAGCUUACAUUCAGCAGGAAAAUGCUAAUUCAUCCAGUGCUGUUGUAUCCUCAAGCCAUAUCUUCUCUCAAGAAUCCAGGAAAAGAACAUUUCGAGAACUAUUUGAUUCAAACAUGAGAGAUACAGAAAUUCAUGAGUGUACAAAACAUCAUGCGGUGAAUCCAGUUGGAGUUCAUGUUUCAAUCCCAACCUUACGUGCUGAUUGUGUUGACUAUGGCUCUUCAAAGCUUACAUACAGAUCUCUCUUAGCAGAUGCUAUUCAUCCAUUGGACACUAGAGAGCUCUGCUCACUUUUGGUGGUUGUAUCAGAAGCUGCAAAGUUUCUUGCUGACGAACAUUGCAAGGCACAGAUAAAAGAAGUAAAAGAAUACCAGAUGGCCUGUGAUCUUGAGAAAGAUUGCAAGAAAGAACCUGAUGUUCAUCAAGUUGUGCCUCAUAACCAAUUUCCUGGGAGCCAAACUGAUAUAAAAGUCAUGGAUAAUUCCAGAUCUUGUGACAUUGACAUGCAGGAUGGAGCGCCGUUUUCAUCUGAAGGAGAUUACUUGAUGGGCGACAAGAAAGACAAAUUGUUCACAAGAUCUGCUUCCCUAGACCAAAAUCUGAAUCAUGGAUGCAAUCAAAAUUUCACGAAGGAGCAUGAAAGACUUGUUUUGACAUGUUUACGGGAUUGUCUUGGAAAGCUCAUCGCUUUUGGAACAAUUAAAGGUAUGGGUCUGCCCUUCAUCUUUCUAAAUAGAUACAAAAACUACCAGUUUGAAAGCUUGUCAACAAUUCAACAUUAAAAACGCAUACUACAAUAAAUAGAACCUCCAGGAAGUCCAUCUACGACUAGCUAAAGUAGAAUCCAACAAUUUGAUGUUUGAGUUGGGAAAAAAAUGUGAGAACUUAUUUGAAAGUUGAUAAAAAAUAUUAAGCACAUAUUAUCUCCGAGAAGAAUUAAUAUUGAACGAAGAGUACAUUAAUGUAAGAAUUCAAGGAUUGGUGACCUUUUAUUCUGAAGUACCAGCUUCAUAUCGAUUAGUGAUCUGUUUCAAAUUUACGUAAUCAACUGGAUUUAGAUCAAUAGAGGAAACAUGCACCAAGAUUCUUUCUCAUUCUCUCUAAUAUUACAUGUUAUAUAAAUGAGGCUUUACAAGCGACUCCAGUUUCCUAUUCAACACAAGCGUCUUGCUUUUUUCCUUGGUGCCCAUCGAUAUAUAUAUGUAAAGUUAGGUUAUUUUUCUUUAUUUUUUUUGCCUUCUGUCAAUUGACCUAUAAAUCAAAGUGACUUCAUGAUCAUGUUUUUUGCAUUGCUGGGGAAUUGCAUUUCAUUAGGGAGUCGGUUCGAACAUCUUAGCACUUGCAACAUCAAAGCAAGACCUGAAACCUGAUUGAGAAAGCUGCUGCAAUGACAUGGUAGAAUCUCAUGGCGGAGAUGACCCUGAAGCAUUUCGUCCUGAAGCAAUGUUAUCGCCACCUAGUGGUCACAGUCGACCAUAGAAAGCUGUGUUUUUCCAUCAUCUCAUGCACGUUACAUACAAUCAAAAUUGGACAAAAUAUCCGUGAACUUCAAUUGGGACAAAAAGUACUGUAGAUAGUUGCAUCGACUGAAAACGGUGAUAUACGUCAACAUCUUUUCAACACUGGUUCAAUUCAAUAGCCUUCUGAUGUAAUAAAAGUAGGGAAUAGUCAAUCUCAUAGCAAGAGUCUUUUUUGUUAGGAGUAAAUCGCAUUACAAUCCAUCUAUUUUCCAUGCCCUUUUUGUAGAAAAACUUUGAUUCGUUUUAA
Populus nigra (black poplar) is the source of this 2567-nucleotide messenger RNA. RefSeq names its product protein tesmin/TSO1-like CXC 6. The transcript has 7 exons. The coding region runs from base 110 to 1582 and encodes 490 amino acids. Lineage: Eukaryota; Viridiplantae; Streptophyta; Magnoliopsida; Malpighiales; Salicaceae. Gene Ontology annotation, cellular component: nucleus. The record is from RefSeq and is a predicted model, not a curated record. Gene Ontology annotation, biological process: regulation of DNA-templated transcription.